UUGCUGAGAAAGGCAACGAGGCAGUCAAACACCGCCUUAAGCUUGGCAUAGGACUCUCGUGAGGGUUCGUUCCCGUAGGCUCUGAAUUGCUUGUCUCAGCCAAGCCAGCAGUGCGCUAUCGGUGUCCAUGUAUCUAUCAGCGCGUCGCAAAAGAGCCUCAAAAGAGGAAGCCGCACUCGAGCGCAGGCUUGCGACGGCAUGGCGAGCACUCUCUUUGGACCUUUCGCCAGGACAUACCGCAGCCUGCAACGCAAUGCGCACGAGAAUCCUGCGAUUUUCUACAGCAUCAUCAUCGGCGCCGUUGGGCCCAUCGCAGUCCUGACGGUGCCGCCCAUCAGGCGUACCUACUUUGGCUAUCAGACGCCGGACCGAGUACCGACGAGCUACCCAUUACCACGGAGACCGAGAGACGAGAGCCUUUCCGGCUAUGAUGACGAGUAGAUGUCAGCUUUGGAUGCAUCUACCCGUCGUAUCGAGGCAUCUGCCGAGUCUCAGCAGAGCAUGGAUCACAGAGGGCGCGAUGUAGCGCGUGCGCUCGUCUCGGCCAAAUAGCGCUUCUCUCAA
This is a messenger RNA of Mixia osmundae IAM 14324, 564 nucleotides long. RefSeq lists its product as uncharacterized. The record is from RefSeq and is a predicted model, not a curated record. Lineage: Eukaryota; Fungi; Basidiomycota; Mixiomycetes; Mixiales; Mixiaceae. Bases 199 to 441 code for a protein of 80 amino acids. The transcript has 5 exons.